Molecule: messenger RNA, 740 nt
Organism: Theobroma umbraticum
Lineage: Eukaryota; Viridiplantae; Streptophyta; Magnoliopsida; Malvales; Malvaceae
Gene: NDHL
Product: inorganic carbon transport protein-like protein
Molecular function (GO): oxidoreductase activity, acting on NAD(P)H, quinone or similar compound as acceptor
Source: RefSeq, a predicted model, not a curated record
GAAUUCCAAUAUUCCCAAUUCUGGGAAAGUCCAUGCAUUCUCUGCCAUGAAACUCUCAACUCAAAGCGAUAAGAAAUAAACAACAAUUAUAGAGUUAUAGUAGUGCUCCAAGAUGAGUAGAUCUUUCACCUUCCAAAUCCCCAAGGCUUUGCCUUCCAUUUCUCAUUCGCCUUCUCACUGCACAAGAUUCCCUUUCGACAAUAUUACAUCUAAACACAAACCAAUCCACCAUUCCAAGCUUAAUGAUAAGAAACUCAGUGUUGCAAGCAUCAACAUAAAAACAAAUGAUUUCUUUGAUACAAGGAAGACCAGCUUGGCCAUUCAAGUUGCUGCCCUUCUUGCCACGUUUGAGCAGCCAGCAUUAGCUGUUACAGGGGUAAAUAGCGAGCCAGAUCUUAUUAGUGUUAUAAUUCAACUAGGAGUUGUUGCUUUUUGGUACUUCCUUAUCAUGCCACCAAUCAUCAUGAACUGGCUCAGGAUAAGAUGGUACAGGAGAAACCUCUUGGAGAUGUAUUUGCAGUUCAUGUGUGUCUUCUUGUUCUUUCCGGGAGUAUUGCUUUGGGCGCCAUUUCUGAACUUCAGGAAAUUCCCUCGGGAUCCAUCCUUGAAGUAUCCUUGGGAUACACCUAGAGAUCCUUCACAAGUUAAAAAUGCGUAUCUCAAAUACCCCUUUGCCAAGCCUGAAGAAUAUGAUGGGUAAAUUGAUGAAAUAUUUACCAAUAUUCAGAACCCUGGGGUUC